UAAAAAAUAAAAAAUGCAAGAAUCAAGGGAUUUUUUAGAUCUGAAAUAAAUGAAAAAGUUUUCUGAUUAAAUCAGUAGUCCGUUCACACACCCACAUGUUUUGUUAUAUUUUUUCUUUAAAUGGUGCCUUUAAUAGUUACUGUAAUGUCUGUAUCUGUAAUCGAGUUAAAAUCUAUUCAAUAACCAAUGUAUUUCAACCAUGACGUCAAGCUCGGUCGCAAUGAAACAAAUGUAUUCAAUGACUUUAGAAAAUAAACUUUUGAGUGAGGUUUGGACUAGAUCUAAAGUAUCAUAUAUCAUAGACUGCCUCAAUAAGAAUAAUACUGAAGUUCCAAAGUAUUUUAAUUUGAAUCGGUUUUGCGUUACUAAAGUUAACGACGAUGUUAUAUUGAAUAGAAUAACGCAAGACUAUGGUUUCCAGAAUGUAUUAAGGUUGAUACCUUGCGAAGAUGCCUUUGAAACUAUUUGGGAAGCACACAUAGCAGAUAAUGUACAUCGCACACUCCUAGAAACAAUGAGAAUAAUCAGAAUAGAUAACUUUAUUGAAUUGAGUAAUAUUGAAACGGUAUUAAGCUUAUGUGAUGUUUGUAAGGAUAAAAUGGGCAAGCAGAUUAUUAAUAAGCAAUGUGCAGUAAACAUUGUAAGCAUGACUGACAAGCCUGUUGAGGACUUCAAGUUUAUUUUGGUGUAUGAAGACUUGGGUACCGGCUUAGUUCAGCUGAGGCCUUUAGCAAACAACAGUGAUGUUGAAAUAGCUAUGGAACUGUAUAAAAUCUUUGCCGAUUUUGGACAGCCAGAUGAACUCCUUGUUGAUGAUCCAAGUUUUUUUUCCGUGACAAGAACCAAAUUGUUACAUAAAUGUUCAAAGUUUUUACUUUUAGGUCAUUUUAAAUUAAAACAUAGGCACAGUUCAAAAAAGUGGCUUAAACACAUUAGGACAUUGAUGGAUAGACUGAUGGAAUAUUUGAAUGUAACUCAUUGGGUAACAUUGUGUUAUGUUCUGCAAUGGAGAAUCAACAAUACAAACUUAUCUAGAGUAUCACCACAUAAUUUAGCAUUCAAAAAUAAAUUUCUUGAAGCACAACAAAUUGUUAAACACAUUACACAACCUCCAAUAAUUCCUGCUGGAAAUUUAAAUCAUCUUCAUCAAGAAAAAACUGGUCAUAAAAAUACAGAGCAAAUAAAUGUCUCUGACAAUUUUUGUGGUUCAAGCACUAGUUGCUCUGAACCAAUGAUAUUGGAAAUCUUAGGUGUUUCACCUGUACUAACAGUUAAAGAUAUGGAAGAUAAAACGUCUGCUUCAUGUAAAGAGUGCGGAAAAGAAAUUCUUACAAAACUUUACAAUUGUCAGAAAUGUAAAAGUAAUUUGCAUUUGUACUGUGGUCAUAGAAUUGUUGCAGCUGAAGCGAGCAUCGUCUUAAUUGUCUGUAAAGUUUGUAGAGAUUUAUGAGGUCAUGAGAACCACAGUAGAACAAAUGAACAGACAGAAUGAUGAUGUUUAUGGAAUCCAUCCUAACCUUAAUAUAAUUUUAUGAUAAAUAUUGCCUAAUGUUAUGAUGGCAACACCAGUA
This is a messenger RNA of Bombyx mandarina (wild silkworm), 1571 nucleotides long. RefSeq names its product SCAN domain-containing protein 3-like. Gene Ontology annotation, molecular function: nucleic acid binding. The record is from RefSeq and is a predicted model, not a curated record. Lineage: Eukaryota; Metazoa; Arthropoda; Insecta; Lepidoptera; Bombycidae.